AUGGAGUUGUUGUUUAAUGAAGAUGAGUCGACUAUCGCGAUGGGAAUGGCUAUUUGUUGGGCGAUAUGGAAGGCUCGUAAUGCAAAGGUUUUUGAACAUCAAACUGCCAAUGUCCAGGAAACUCUGGCAACUGCAUUAUUUUGGUACAACCUCUUUUACAACUACUCUGAUGAUGAGGAGAGUCAGCUGUUGCAGAAUAAUAAAGACAACUCAGCUGCAGUUACAGACAUAAUAUGGAGUGCACCCAAUAACCCCUUCAUCAAGAUUAAUGUUGAUGCCGCCUGGAAAGAUGGAAUGAACGCCUGUGCUGCUGUGGCUAUAGAUAGUAAUGGUCUAUGCUGGGGCGCUGGAACAAGAUUGGGAAGAACGGACACUGUGGUUUACGCUGAGACAGAUGGGUUUAAACUAGCUACUGACUUGGCUAGUUGGUUAAAUUUAAACCACAUUAUCAUAGAAGGGGACAGCCAGUUGGUGGUGAAGAGUUUACAAGGAGAGUUAAGGACAGUCCCUUGGAGAAUCUGGAGAUUAAAGGAUGAAAUCACCAAAUGGAUGAACGAGCACAACAGUUCUGGAGCUUACAACUACAUUCCAAAAAUGGCAAACUCUGCUGCUCACAAUUUGGCAGUGUAUGCGUUUUCUCACAACGUCCAAAAUAUGUGGACUAGUUCUAGUUCUAAUAUUCCCCCUAGCAUUGUUAACCUCUGGGAUGUAAACAAUAGCUAG
Messenger RNA from Papaver somniferum (opium poppy), 723 nucleotides. RefSeq lists its product as uncharacterized. Bases 1 to 723 code for a protein of 240 amino acids. NCBI's taxonomy places the organism in Eukaryota, Viridiplantae, Streptophyta, Magnoliopsida, Ranunculales, Papaveraceae. The transcript has a single exon. Gene Ontology annotation, molecular function: RNA-DNA hybrid ribonuclease activity; nucleic acid binding. The record is from RefSeq and is a predicted model, not a curated record.